Molecule: messenger RNA, 219 nt
Organism: Penicillium samsonianum
Lineage: Eukaryota; Fungi; Ascomycota; Eurotiomycetes; Eurotiales; Aspergillaceae
Exons: 1
Coding region: 1-219 (72 amino acids)
Source: RefSeq, a predicted model, not a curated record
AUGCUACAUCUGAAUGGCCGAGUGAUCACUCGUAGCGAAUAUUCCCGCUCCAGCACGAGUUUAUUGGAGAAUGAGAGCCACCAGGCACUUUCAGAUGAUGCGGCACUAAAAUCAAAUGAAGCCAACAUUGCGCCGAUCAGCGACGAUGAAGACAUUCAGGAAAGUGAAGAUAUCAAUGAGAAUAUUGCAGCUGAGAUAGAUCAAGUAGAGGCAUGCUAG